GCCGAGGUGUCGGGAAACAACUCUUGGUUGUUCGUUUCUGUCGCCGAGUUGCUGCUGACGCCUCGGUUCGACGGAGUUCUGCUUUCAGUCUGAUGGAAGUGAGUGACACAGUUUCAGAUUUCGAUAUAAAGAACCCAUCCACGCAGGAUUUCCUGGAGCAGCUCUUGAACCAGGAGCUGCAGAGUCCCCCACCAUGUUUACAUGUCACAGAUGAUUACGAGUAUGCUGGCUGUCAAUCUCAGGGGGUUUACUGUGGCCCCCAGGAGAACCCCAGAUCCUUUGACUGCCCAAGCAUUGAGAUUACCUCCAUAAGUCACAACAUUCACGUGGACGCGGGCAGUAGCCUGGAGGUUUUGGCAGCUGGUGGUGCAGAAGGGGGGUACGUUGAACCACCGUGGCACAGAAAUCACCUCUACCUUCCUCUGGACGCCUGUUAUCGGGAGGCAACGCUCAGCCCAAGUCCCUGCAGCAGCUUGUCGUCCAGGAGCUGGGUGUCGGACCUCUCCUCUUGUGAGUCUUUCUCCCAUAUUAACGAUAAUGUAGACGAAGAGCUGCAUGACGCUGCCCUCCUUGAUCUGGGCUCACCAGGAUGUGGAGGUGGCACAUUUGGGGUGGAGCUGUGGCAGCAGAAGUACCAGCAUCCUUUACCUUUCAGCCCAGUGUUGUCACCGCAUCAGUCGCCCCGGCAGUCACCAAGCCACUCCCCUCGCACCAGUAUCACCGAGGAUACGUUGCUCAACCACAGGCCCACCUCCAGACCUUCCUCCAGACCAACCUCCCCCUGUGGAAAGAGAAGCCACUCCGGCGCUGACCUUCGUGCUCGCUCACCUUCUCCUCUCCACUCAGCCAGCCCCACUCCAGGCGUGUCUCCCCGGGGUAGUGUGACGGAUGACAACAGGGUGGGGAGCCCUGCCAGUACCUCUGGAGCCUACAUUUCUGGUUACCAGGAGCUUGACGUCCCUUCUAAAACCAGAAGAACAUCGGGAAGUCAUCUUGGCCUCUUGGCUGGUGACCCUGGCCCUAAAUCCUACCUGGAUUCUUGUGGAGAGGAAAAACGAGAACAGGGUGGCAUCGCUGAGCUCUUCCUUCCAGUCCCAUUCAAUUUCAGCUGGAACAAACCCAAACCUGAAAACCCACCACUGUUCAGCUCUGGCGCGUCCCGCUGGGUUUUAUGGAGUAAAGACUGGAUUCUGGUGGCAGGUGGAGAGACGGAGAACAACUCCCACGCACGAGCUCCUUCCUUGAUGCAGCCUCUCGGUGUGAGCGGCAGCACGCGCUGUGACUGGCUGGCGUCAGAGAGAGAGGCACGAGCUGGAAGGAGGGUCGGAACCAGCCCGGCAUCCGGCUGA
Messenger RNA from Nematolebias whitei (Rio pearlfish), 1349 nucleotides. RefSeq names its product nuclear factor of activated T-cells, cytoplasmic 3-like. The record is from RefSeq and is a predicted model, not a curated record. NCBI's taxonomy places the organism in Eukaryota, Metazoa, Chordata, Actinopteri, Cyprinodontiformes, Rivulidae. Gene Ontology annotation, molecular function: transcription factor binding; DNA-binding transcription factor activity, RNA polymerase II-specific; RNA polymerase II cis-regulatory region sequence-specific DNA binding. The coding region runs from base 93 to 1349 and encodes 418 amino acids. Gene Ontology annotation, cellular component: transcription regulator complex. The transcript has 4 exons. Gene Ontology annotation, biological process: regulation of transcription by RNA polymerase II; calcineurin-NFAT signaling cascade; cytokine production.